CGCAAUUGAUCGCAACGAGCGACACAUAGCAUCGCCCCAGCCACAAUGCCACCCGCGCCGGCGACGGCUACGGCGGCGGCGGCGGCGCUGCACCUGGAGCCCUUCCUCCCACGCCUGACCACACUCUCACACCACAAGCAGUUCCACGCGCAGCUCAUCACCUCGGCCCGCCUCUACUUCGAGCCCUCCCUCCGAGCCCGCUUCCUCGACCGCCUCGCGCUCUCCGCGCACGCCGCCGCGCUGCCGCACGCCCUCCUCCUCCUCCGCUCCCUCCCGUCCACCGCCACCAACGACCUCAACGCCGCCCUCCGGGGCCUCGCCGCUUCCCCGCACCCCGCGCGCUCCCUGCUCCUCCUCGCCGGCCGCCUCCUCCCCUCGCCGUCCCCGCCGCGGCCCCGCCUCGACGCGCUCUCCCUCUCCUUCGCGCUGAAGGCCUCCGCCCGGUGCUCCGACGGGCCCGCCACCAUACAGCUCCACGCGCUCGUCCUCCGCCUCGGCUGCACGGCCGACGUCCGGCUGAUCACCACGCUGCUCGACUCGUACGCGAAAUGCGACGACCUCGCGUCCGCGCGGAAGGUGUUCGAUGAAAUGACCGUGCGCGACGUGGCCUCGUGGAAUGCGCUGCUUGCUGGGCUGGCUCAGGGGACUGAGCCUACCCUGGCCCUGAAGCUGUUCCACAGGCUGGUAGGGAGCUUCCGGGAGUUGCCACCAAGGGAGGCACCCAAUGAGGUGACCAUGGUUGCCGCGCUUUCUGCGUGUGCACAGAUUGGCUCGUUACAGGACGGGUUGAAUGUGCAUGAGUUUGUUCGCAAAAUGGGCGUCAGCAGCAAUGUUCGUGUUUGCAAUGCACUUAUUGACAUGUACUCCAAGUGCGGUUCAUUGGCCCGGGCGCUGGAAGUGUUCCACUCCAUCAAACGAGAAGACCGGACACUUGUGUCAUACAAUACUGCGAUACAAGCAAUUUCCAUGCAUGGGCAUGGGGGUGAUGCACUCAAGUUGUUUGAUGAAAUGCCGACAUGUAUUGAGCCGGACGAAGUGACCUACAUCGCUGUGUUGUGCGGAUGCAACCAUGCUGGGCUCGUGGAUGAUGGCCUCAGGGUUUUUCAUGGCAUGAGGGUUCCUCCCAAUGUAAAGCACUACGGCACUGUUGUGGACCUUCUUGGCCGCGCAGGCCGUCUUGCCGAGGCAUAUGAUACCAUUAAGUCCAUGCCGUUUCCUGCAGAUAUUGUCCUCUGGCAGACAUUGCUGGGUGCGUCCAAGACGCAUGGUGAUGUUGAGCUCGCGGAGUUAGCUGCUACAAAGCUUGCCGAGCUUGGUUCAAAUGUUGAUGGUGACUAUGUGCUCCUCUCUAAUGUAUAUGCGUCCAAGGCACGGUGGGCAGAUGUUGGUCGAGUCCGUGAUACCAUGCGCAGCAAUGAUGUGCGGAAAGUACCUGGCUUCAGCUACACAGAGAUAAGUGGUGUAAUGCAUAAGUUCAUUAAUGGUGAUAAAGAGCACCCAAGGUUGCAGGAGAUUUACAGAGCGCUAGAGGAAAUUGUGUCAAAAAUAGGUGAGCUGGGAUAUGAGCCGGAAACAAGCAAUGUGCUUCAUGACAUCGGGGAGGAGGAGAAGCAGUAUGCAUUGUCCUAUCAUAGCGAAAAACUGGCCAUUGCAUUUGGGUUGAUUGCCACGCCACCUGGGGAGACCCUGCGGGUGAUAAAAAAUCUCCGAAUCUGUGGGGACUGCCAUGUAGUGGCAAAGCUCAUAUCUAAAGCCUAUGGCCGAGUGAUUAUCAUCCGGGAUAGAGCAAGAUUCCAUCGGUUUGAAGAUGGGCAGUGCUCUUGCAGCGAUUACUGGUAAAACACUGGUGUGUUCGGUGAUUUACAGGGGCUGAUGGAUUUGAUAAUGAGCCACUGACUUCACAGGAUCAACAGACUACAGGUUUGGUGGGAGUUCAUACAAACCCAGCUUACUAGUGUGGCUUCAUAUGAUUCAACUUUCAUUUGAGAAGAAUCUUGCAAGUGAACUCAACCCCACAAGCUUGAGCUUUACUCUGUGUUUGUGUUACUACAUGAGUGUUCACAAUUCAUCAAAGUGUAUGUUCACUGAGAGGCCAUCAGAUAUUACACCUACAAGAUGUAAACAGAUAAUAGCUUUGCACUAGCGUUAUUCUAGUGUGUUAUUAGAGAUUGCAACCAGGUGUGUGUGGGAUAGGGCUCAUGAUAUUUUUCCGUUCUGGGAGUCCAGAGAAAUUUUCGUAUUUGCGGAAAAUAUUUUCCUUUACAUUGCUUUCUAGUUCCUCCCAACAGUCUUACAGUGCCAUAUUAUACUCAUGGUUCUUAU
Molecule: messenger RNA, 2322 nt
Organism: Triticum dicoccoides
Lineage: Eukaryota; Viridiplantae; Streptophyta; Magnoliopsida; Poales; Poaceae
Product: pentatricopeptide repeat-containing protein OGR1, mitochondrial-like
Exons: 1
Coding region: 46-1839 (597 amino acids)
Biological process (GO): RNA modification
Molecular function (GO): RNA binding; zinc ion binding; protein binding
Source: RefSeq, a predicted model, not a curated record